This is a messenger RNA of Dictyostelium purpureum, 969 nucleotides long. RefSeq lists its product as uncharacterized. The record is from RefSeq and is a predicted model, not a curated record. Lineage: Eukaryota; Evosea; Eumycetozoa; Dictyosteliales; Dictyosteliaceae. The transcript has 3 exons. The coding region runs from base 1 to 969 and encodes 322 amino acids.
AUGUAUAUUACAUUGGUAGCAGGUGCAGGAAGUAAGUUGUUUGAAUCAUUAAUUAUGUUUCCAUUAGAUACAAUAAAAACCAGACUCCAAUUUCAAGGUGAUUUUUCAAAAAGUUCAAUUAGAAACAAGUAUAGUGGUAUUUUAAAUGCAAUAUAUACAUCAGCAAAAACAGAGGGAAUUAAAACUUUUUUCAGAGGUUAUAUACCACACACAUUAUAUGUAUUACCUGCAUCUGGUAUUAGUUUUUUAUGUUACGAAUCAAUUGUUAAAGAGGCAAAAAAAUCACAUAAAUAUAAAACUAUGAUGACCGAGAUAGGUACUAUUAAAUCAAAUGGAGACAAAACAGAACAAGGAUAUAUAGUUUUACCAAUAUUAGCAAUGGUUGGUGCAAGGGUGAUUGGUUCAGUAAUUAGAACUCCUUUUGAUAUUAUCAAAAUGAGACAACAAGUAUCAGGUUCAUUAGUAAAUGAAAAUUAUAAACAAAUUAAUUCAAACUCUUUAAGAUCAUUCAAGAGAAUAAUUGAAACUGAUGGGUAUAGAGGUUUAUUUAAAUUUUCGUCAGUAUCACUACUCAGAGAUUUACCAUUUACAGGUAUAUAUUUUUAUAGUUAUGGAAAGUGUCGUAAUUUACAAAAAAAAUGGAUAAACAAAGACCUAAAAAGAAAUGAAAAAAAGAAAAAACUUUCACCAAUUAAUAAUUUAAUAGCUGGAGGUUUUAGUGGAGCCCUGGGUACAAUUUUAACAAUACCAAUCGAUGUAGUUAAAACCAAUUUACAGCUUCAAGAUGCUUGUUUACCCAAAGAUAAACGGUUUAAUGGUGUUAUUGAUUGUUUCAAAUAUAUUAUUAAAACAGAAGGUUACAAAGGUUUAACAAAGGGUUUAGGAACCAGACUGGUGCAUAUAAUACCUUCAGCUGCUUUAUCAUUUGCUUCUUAUGAAUGGAUAAAAAAAAAACUAUCAAAAAAAUAA